Molecule: messenger RNA, 723 nt
Organism: Chironomus riparius
Lineage: Eukaryota; Metazoa; Arthropoda; Insecta; Diptera; Chironomidae
Source: the annotation of a GenBank genome assembly
AUGAAAGUAAAUCCGUCAUUACCUGGAAUGCCAUUAAGUUACUAUUCUAAUUUAUACAGAGUGAAUCAAAUACAGCCAGGGCCAAUGCCACUAAAGAAAGCUCUUGAUACAACAACACUUCCGUACACAGCACAUUCAGAUAAUUUCCCAAAAGAUUUUUUCUCAUCAAAAUUAUUAUCACACUUGUACAAUCAUUUCUAUCCGAAACUCACAGAGCCAAGUAAAUAUAUAAUUCAUCAUGUAGAUAGUGAUGAAAAAAAGGAUUUUUCACUAUUCAGCAUGCUUAAUCCAUUUGAAUGUGAUACUGAGGAAAGUGAUGAUGAAGAUGACGAUUAUAAUGGAUUCAUUGAUUCUGGAGAAUUAUUUGGGAAACGAAAAUAUCAAUACCUGAAGAAAAAGAAGAAAAAGAAGAUACUGAAAAAGAAGAAAAAGAAAAUAUUUUUAAAAUUUGCAAUAAUAUUUAUUGCGUUCCUUGCUUUGAAAACGCUGUAUGAGAAAUUUUAUUAUUUCUUUCCAACUAUUUUUCCAUCUACGGCUCGAGAGGAAUUACUGGAGCACAUGGAUGAUAUACUUCAAGAAGGUUUUGAUAGCGACAGAGGAAGCGAUUGGAAUAAAGUACAGCAAUUUGAAGAGCAAAAUCGAGCUUUAUUUGCACCAAAUUAUGAAGAAACUCGCAUAGAUGUUAGAAUUCCAAUCCAAAAGAGAAUCCUUACUGAUUCAUGA